Sus scrofa (pig) is the source of this 1110-nucleotide messenger RNA. Its product is annotated as testis-specific Y-encoded protein 3-like. NCBI's taxonomy places the organism in Eukaryota, Metazoa, Chordata, Mammalia, Artiodactyla, Suidae. The record is from RefSeq and is a predicted model, not a curated record. Gene Ontology annotation, biological process: nucleosome assembly. Gene Ontology annotation, cellular component: nucleus.
CGCUGUGCUCGCACUUCCAGGCCCUUGGGAGCUGCCUCAGCUCAGGGCCACAUGGCCAGUGAGGCGGGGCCUGGGGAAAACAGCGCUGCCGCCGCCGCCCAGCAGUCCUGGGGUGCCUUCCUGGCAGGAGGGGCACUUCAGCGGACAGGAGAGGUGGGUAGGCCUCAGUCGGUAGUUGGUGGCGCUGCUGGGGAGUGUACCACCAUCAGGGUGGAGGCCCUCCAGGAAGGCUCGGCCCCAGCGGAAACUGAGGCCGCUGGGCUUGGGGAGGCGUGGCUGCUGCUGAUGGAGGACGUCGUGGACGUGGUGGAGGUGGUGGCGGAGGAGCAGGUGGAGGAGUUUGAGGAGGAGGAGCAGGCUGAGGAGCGGGAGGAGAAGGCCCAGGAGCGGGACCAGCAAGAGCUCGGGGGGGCCCCCAUGCCCGCGCAGUCCCCACUGGAGGCACUGAAAGCGCUUCAGUUUGAGCUAGAGCCUGUGAAUAAGCAAGCUAGCCAGGCCUUCUCGCGGCUGAAGCUCAGGACAUGGCAGCGGCGGAAGCCACACCUAGAGCAGAGAAGCACCACCAUCCAGGGCAUCUCUGGCUUCUGGGUCAAAGUUUUUGUGAACCAUCCCCAGAUGUUGGCCAUGAUGAGUGACCAAGAUAAAGACAUGCUUCGCUACAUGACUAAUUUGAAGGUGGAGGAACUCAGGCAGCCGACUGAUUGCUGCAAAAUCAUGUUGUUCUUCCGGAAGAACCCCUAUUUCCUGAACGAAGUGAUUGUUAAGGAGUAUCUUGUUAACCUCAAUGGAUAUAAGGCAUGUCGUUUCACUCCCAUUCAGUGGAAGCAGGGUUUUGAACGUGAGGCUUACAGACGCAGACACCGCAACAGCGGCCUUAACUUCUUCAACUGGUUCUCUGACCACAACUUUGCUGGAUCUAGUGGGAUUGCUGAGAUCAUCAGUAAGGACCUCUGGCCCAACCCGCUGCAUUAUUACCUGAGGAGGAAGGCACUGGGAGAAGUUCCAGGGAGGAGGACAGGUGAGGAGCCCAGGGCCCCUGGUGCUGAAAUGAGUGUUGUCUGGAACUUUGCUCAUGGAGAAACCGAGUCUCAGAGGAAAUUCAGAGAGUGA